Limulus polyphemus (Atlantic horseshoe crab) is the source of this 2451-nucleotide messenger RNA. RefSeq names its product protein FAM192A-like. The record is from RefSeq and is a predicted model, not a curated record. Lineage: Eukaryota; Metazoa; Arthropoda; Merostomata; Xiphosura; Limulidae. Gene Ontology annotation, cellular component: nucleus. The transcript is spliced from 6 exons. Bases 109 to 894 code for a protein of 261 amino acids.
UAAUAAGCAAUCUCGCGGUUUGUGUGUGUAAGAAUUUAAGUUUUUUGGUGGAAAAAGUUUUUCGUUUCUUGAGAACAGGACUACUGUUAAAAGUGUAGUCGUUCCAAAAUGAGCUUCAGUGACACUACCUCGAAUGAUGCAUCAUCAGUUGCACAGUUUAAAUCAUUUGUCUCAGAAGCUGAGUUAGAGGAGAGGAGGCGUGUUCGACAAGAGGAAUGGGAGAAAGUGAGAAGACCUGAUCAACCAUUAGCCUCACCCCAUUUUUUCACAGAAAAUCUUAUUCGUGGUUUGGAUGAUGAUGAAGUAGCUUUUCUUGACUUGGUUGAUAAAACCAAAAUGGAGAUGGAAUCCAAGAUAUCAGAAGAAGAUAAAAGAGAAAUUGAAGAGUAUCGGGAAGCUGUAGCCACAUUGUCAGGAGAGUCUUCUAUUCCUAAACUUCUUGAGCCUCAACGUAAAAAAACUGCCACACUGUGCCAAGGCCAGUCUUCAAGCAAAAAAUCACAACUAUCUCUCUUAUCCACAGCAAUUAAAAGAAAAAGUUCUGAGCCUGGUCUGCAAGAAGAGAAGAAACAGAAAAUGAAUAAAAUCAACUCUGGUAAUCAAUCUGAAUUACCAGACCCUUCAACGAGUAACAACAAUAGCAACCAGGCAUCUCAAGACAGACUUGAAACUGACAAAAGUGGAAUAGACUCCAAUUUUGAAGGGGUGCGAAAUAAGGCAUCAGGUUUAAUGUGUAUUGGUGUCCUUCCGGGUGUUGGAGUGUAUUCUGAUAGCAGUGACUCUGAGGACUCUUCCAGUAGCGAUACUGAAGAUGGCUUAGACCUAUUGGCUCCUAACCUGUUAGGUCGAGCCAAGCUUAAAAUCUGCGGAAACACAGUUAAAGCUGUACCUUAACUUUGAACCUUUAGCAGAUAUCUUGUUCAAUUUCUGGAUUCUUUCUCUGCUUCUCCUGCAAACUGUAGACAAGCAUUUCAUUCCCUCAGUUGUUGUCUUUCCAGAGAGUAUGUAAUCAUAAUAAUGUUGAAAAGAACUUCGACACAGAUGCUUGGUAGAAUUGUGACAUUCCAUUAAUGUGUGAAUGUAAACUUGAUGUAAGUUAAGUCUACAUUUAUUUUCGGAAUUUAAAAUCAAGGUCUUGGGGAGCACCCACAUAGAAACAUUUUAUUUAUUUUACCAUGUAUUGUUGCUCCUUUUAAAUGAGCAUUCAGAACCACCUUAUUUAACUCUUCAAUAAGAUUAUUCAUAUUGUAAAAGUUUUAGUUGUGAAUGAAAUUUUUAGUUUUGGUUUUGGAAUGAACGUAAGUCACUAAGUCACGUAGGUGCUUCUCAUGUAAUCCAAACACAAUAUUUUUUGAAAUAUUUGAAAAGAAAAAAACAAAUCAAUAAUAAUUCACAAGUUUAAUCAAAACGUGAGAUAAUUGCUCUUAAUUAAGCAAUAUUUACCGCAGAACUGAUAACAGUAUUUUGAGAUGCAUCAAUUCCUGGAAAUACAACUCUGUUCUCAAAUACAGUUUGAAUUAGUUUGUCUGUUAUUUUUCUCAUUUCUAACGUUUUUAAGGUUACAUAACGUGUUAUGCAAGGUGAAACUUUACAAUAUGAACUUUGGAUCAUUUCUGUAAUGUACACGAUAAAGAUAAACUUAGAAACAGACAUGAUUAAAGCAGCAUAUUAUUCAAAAUGUUAAAUGAGUUUAUGACAUUUUAAAAUAAUUCAUUAGCAAAAAAGCGUUAUAUCGCCUACUGUCACGUUCUAUGUAGACCUUUUCUAACCUUAUAAACAUGAUUUACAGAUAUUUGUCAGCCUGAAUGAAUGGACAAAUAAGACAUAAUAAGUUAUUCAUGGAAACAACGAAGGAACUACUAAUCAUACCAUUACUAUAUCUGUUGUAUCCCAGCUGGCCUGAUGAGCCUUGUUAUUCAGUGAAAGGCUUCGUUAGCACUGGAUAUGACAAAUGUAUUGUGUUUGACAUAUUAUAACGUAUUCUCCUUUGCUUUUGCUCAUGGGUUCUUAUAAAUACUUUAAUUGUGAAGAACUCCUUUUAAAAUAAUCUUUGUAAAUAUGUAAUGGGUGUGUUGAAAGGAUGUUUAAACAAAAUCAUUAAUUUUUAAGUGACUGUAAUCCUGGUUUAAAAAAAUCAGUAAAAUCCAUUCAACUGUUUUUUUGUUUAUUCUUGAGUGUUAUUAUCAUGCUAGUUUGUUAUUGACUACAGUGAUUGAAUUAACAGUUGACACCAUAUGGUACAUUUGCGGAAGAUUGUGAAUGGCAAAACAAACAAGUUAACAUUUAACAUUUUUAGUUAAAUAUAUCUAUAUUCAGUUAAGUGUGUCACAAACUUGAAUUUUAACCUAUGGAUAAAUAAAUUGAUAGGCUAAUACUUUGAAAUGAUUUCUGAACCUAUGCAUAGAUAUUUGUAUGAAUGCUUAAUAAAAAAAAGCCUUUUCUCACUGAAAA